This is a messenger RNA of Zasmidium cellare ATCC 36951, 918 nucleotides long. RefSeq lists its product as uncharacterized. Gene Ontology annotation, molecular function: flavin adenine dinucleotide binding; oxidoreductase activity, acting on CH-OH group of donors. The record is from RefSeq and is a predicted model, not a curated record. NCBI's taxonomy places the organism in Eukaryota, Fungi, Ascomycota, Dothideomycetes, Mycosphaerellales, Mycosphaerellaceae. Bases 1 to 918 code for a protein of 305 amino acids. The transcript is spliced from 5 exons.
AUGAAGUCCAUUGCGCUCUGGUCUCUGCUGCUGGGUGCAGCUGCUGUUGCUCAGCAGAUAGAGUACGAAUACGUUAUUAUCGGUUCUGGUCCGGGAGGUGGUACGCUCGCUGCAAAUCUUGCCCGGGAUGGACACUCAGUCUUCCUCAUCGAGGCGGGUGAUAACCAGGGACAUAACCUUACAGAAGUGAUCCCAGGAUUGCUUGGUAUUCUGUAUCCUCGCGGCAGCACUUUGGGCGGCUCUUCCGAAGUAAAUGGAAUGAACUGGGCGUUGCCGCCUGACAACGAUUGGCGAUACAUUGCCACCUUGACCAAUGACGACUCUUGGCGUCCUGAGCAAAUGAGACAGUAUUUCAUGGAGCUGGAGAGGAAUGAAUAUCUGCCUGAGGGUAUACCUGGUCAUGGCUACGAUGGAGGCUUUGGAGAGACUGAUGACCGUCGUGAAGAGCUUCAACGACUUGGGAUACCUGUCGUUGUCGACCUGCCAGCAGUUGAAAAUAACAUGCGAGAUAACUACGAGGGCGACGUUGUAGUUCAAGCCAACGUUGAUUUCGAGAACAAUCCUUUCGCCAACUGUACCUACAGCCUGUCCAACCAAAGCGAUCCCUGCCUCGAGCAAUGGGAAAACGAUCAUACUGGACCGUACGGAGAGGGAGGCGCGCCACUAAUCAUGUGGUAUCGAUCGAAACAAAGCCAAAACAACGACUCGGACGUUUUCUUCUUCGGUGGCGCCAGUGCCGUCUUUCGUGGCUACUUCCCAGGCUACAGUCGUGAGCAAGUUCCCGCGAGCACUUUUUACUGGUCCAUGGUCAAGAUGAAACCUUGCAACGCCGCAUGCAUAGUCGAGUUGCGGUCCACGAGCCCGAGAGAAGCACCAUUGAUCAACUUCAAUUACUUCGACGUGUCGAAUGGGCCCUAA